Gekko japonicus is the source of this 935-nucleotide messenger RNA. It is a transcript of the gene UBE2E3, whose product is annotated as ubiquitin conjugating enzyme E2E 3. The record is from RefSeq and is a predicted model, not a curated record. Gene Ontology annotation, biological process: protein polyubiquitination. Gene Ontology annotation, molecular function: ubiquitin conjugating enzyme activity. NCBI's taxonomy places the organism in Eukaryota, Metazoa, Chordata, Lepidosauria, Squamata, Gekkonidae. Bases 135 to 758 code for a protein of 207 amino acids. The transcript is spliced from 6 exons. Gene Ontology annotation, cellular component: nucleus.
UCUCUUUUUUAAAAAAACCCCCCUCCUCCCUCUAAUUUCUAUCAAGCAACAUUUCAAUCCUUUGGAUCCUCCCUGGAUGCCUUAGACACAUUUUCCUUUUUUUCCUCUCUCUUCCGGAGAAGGGGUUUUCCAAGAUGUCCAGUGACAGGCAAAGAUCCGAUGACGAAAGUCCCAGUACCAGCAGUGGUAGUUCAGAUGCUGAUCAGAGGGACCCACCAGCGCCUGAACCAGAAGAGCAAGAAGAAAGGAAACCUUCCGCAACCCAACAGAAGAAAAAUACUAAACUCUCCAGCAAAACUACUGCUAAGCUAUCCACUAGUGCUAAAAGGAUUCAGAAGGAGCUAGCUGAGAUCACUCUGGAUCCACCUCCGAACUGCAGUGCCGGCCCUAAAGGGGAUAACAUUUAUGAAUGGAGAUCUACGAUCCUUGGUCCCCCAGGUUCCGUAUAUGAAGGUGGUGUCUUUUUCCUGGAUAUCACGUUUUCUUCUGAUUAUCCAUUUAAACCACCAAAGGUUACUUUCCGUACCAGGAUCUAUCACUGCAACAUCAACAGUCAGGGAGUCAUCUGUCUGGAUAUUCUGAAAGACAACUGGAGCCCUGCUUUGACUAUUUCAAAGGUUCUGCUGUCUAUCUGUUCCCUCUUGACAGACUGCAAUCCUGCUGAUCCUCUGGUGGGAAGCAUAGCCACUCAGUACCUGACCAACAGAGCAGAGCAUGACAGGAUAGCCAGACAGUGGACCAAGAGAUACGCAACAUAAAUCACGUGACUACUUUUGUGCAGUGUGAAGGUGCAGAGAUGGCACUUUGCGGUGCGCAACCAAUCUUUAUAGCCUUUACAAUACGGACUUCUGUGUAUAUGUUAUACUGAUUCUACUCUCUGCUUUUAUCCUUUUGAAGAUUGGGAUACUACUUCCCCCCCUCCCCACUCCCCCCCC